This is a messenger RNA of Diaporthe batatas, 690 nucleotides long. RefSeq lists its product as uncharacterized. The transcript is spliced from 2 exons. Lineage: Eukaryota; Fungi; Ascomycota; Sordariomycetes; Diaporthales; Diaporthaceae. The record is from RefSeq and is a predicted model, not a curated record. Bases 1 to 690 code for a protein of 229 amino acids.
AUGCGAAGACCACCAGUAGCGGCAGUGAACGAGAAGAACAUAACCUCCUUCGCAAAAGCGGACCACAUCGUAUUUAUUGGUCAAUUUUCCGACGACGAUCGUGUCCUCGAAGAACUCUACAAGGACAUAGCACACCAAUACCGUGACCGACACUCUUUUGCUAUUGGUCCAGUUGUACCCAGAGGCUCGUCGUCUCUGCAGUGUAUCAACAACGCGAAUCAGGAACAAACCUCCACCACUCAUUUGUCAACCCCAUCAGCAAUCGAGAAUUUCGUCAAGCAGUGUGCACGGCCUUUGGUCCCUGAUCUAACUAGACGGAAUGAAGCUGAGUAUAUGCGGGUGGGCAAGAGUAUCGUGCAUUACUUCGUAUCCACCGACGAGGAUCGCGACGCCUACGUAGCUGAUAUCAAGCCCCUAGCCAAGAAGCUCAAAGAUUACCUUAUCUUCGCAACCACGGAUGUCAGCCAAUAUCCUGAGAUGCCUGCUGCAAUGGGUCACCAGGUCGCGUCGACAAAGGUACUAGCAGUGUCAAGCCCCAGCACCGGCGGUGUCUAUCCAUAUAGGGGAAACAAGAAUUUAACCUCUGUUGUCGUCGAGGCUUUCUUGAAUGAUAUCAGUGCUGGCAAGGUCAAGCCGUGGGAUGGCAUGACUACAGCUGAAGAUGGGGGAAUCAAGCAUGAGGAGCUGUGA